CUCUGGCCCUGUCAAAGAAAGGGUGAUGUGCUUGGUAAGAAAUCUGAAACAGAAAGCGCGAGCCCCUCCACUUCUAAUGUGGCCAGACCCUGGUUAGGCCUGAGGCAAUGCUCGGAGGUGCUACUUAAACCGUGAAGAUCUCGAGAUCCAGUGACUAUGUUCUUUGCUGGUUGCCGGGGGCUGGUUGUUAGUUCCUUCUGAGACUAGCGUUUAUCUCUUUUAGCUCUAGUUGCUUUAGUGGCUUGAGUUUCACAAAUUCUGCCCUUUUUGAGGCUCUAUUAUUUGAAUUUGCUGGGGCAGCGUGUGUGCUGUUUAUCCCCUCGCGUGCUUGUAACGAAUAUAUUGGUGGUUCUGGGUUUCAUUUGGUAAUACAAAUGGAGCCGGGCCGAAAAGCCCUUUCCCUCUAAAAAAAAUAGUUGGGAUUCGCGUCUCCUUUGGCAUCGACGUCGCAAACCACGAGCUUCAGUUCCGUGCUAAUGCUACAAAAGCUGACGCCACCAUUCCAAUUUCAGGAGCACUCCAAAGCAGCAUCAAGAAAAUGGCCUCGACAGAGCGAGAGCACGGCGAGAAGCUGCGGAUCCUGAUCGUGCCCUUCUUCGCCACCAGCCACAUCGGCCCCCACACCGACCUCGCCGUCCGCCUGGCCGCGGCCAGGCCGGGCACCGUUGAGCCUAGGGUGGCGGUCACCCCGGCCAACGUCCCGGUCGUUCGGUCGGCUCUCGACCGGCACGGCCACUCCAUGGCGAGUCGAGCCGUCCGGAUAGCCACCUACCCUUUCCCGGAGGUGGGCGGCCUCAAGCCGGGCGUCGAGAACCUCUCCACCGCCGGGGCCGACGCGUGGCGCAUCGAGGCCGCGGCCAUCGACGAGGCGCUGACGCGGCCCGCGCAGGAGGCGCUCGUCAGGGAGCUCUCCCCUGACGCCGUCUUCACCGACGUCCACUUCUUCUGGAACUCCAUCAUCGCCGGCGAGCUCGGCCUGCCGUGCAUUACGUUCAGUGUCAUCGGACCCUUCUCGAACCUUGUGAUGCACCACCUCGGCGGUACAGUUACAGUCGACGGCGACUCUGGUUGCCAGGAGGUGGCUGUGCCAAGUUUUCCAGGCCCAGAAAUACGGAUCCCGAGGGCCGAACUGCCGGAGUUCUUGAGGUACCAGGAGAAAGACGACGGAUUCAGCAGCCCGAUCAUGGCGGGGCAAGCCAGGUGCUUCGGCGUAGUCGUCAACACGUUCAUGGACCUGGAGAGCGAGUACUGCGAGCUGUACGCGCGCCUCGGCCACGUCAAGCGCGCCUACUUCGUCGGGCCAGUGUCGCUGCCGUUGCCACCGGCCGGGGCAAGCGCCGGCGAGUCACCAUGCAUCCGUUGGCUAGGCUCGAUGCCAAGAUGCUCGGUGGUGUACGUAUGCUUCGGCACCUACGCCUCCAUCUCUGGAGAUCAGCUCCGGGAGCUGGCUCUUGGACUGGAAGCCUCCGGCAAGCCGUUCCUGUGGGUGCUGAGGGCCGAGGGGUGGGCACCGCCGGCAGGGUGGGAGGAGCGUGUCGGGAAGAGGGGGGUGCUCGUCAGAGGAUGGGCCCCGCAGACUGCAAUCCUGGCUCAUCCGGCCGUGGGGGCGUUCCUGACGCACUGCGGCUCGAGCUCGCUGCUUGAGGCGGCGGCGGCCGGCGUGCCGAUGCUGACGUGGCCGCUGGUGUUCGACCAGUUCAUCGAGGAGAGGCUGGUCACGGACGUUCUGAAGAUCGGCGAGAAGGUGUGGAGCGGGGCGCGGAGCACGAAGGAGGAAGAGAAGGAGACCGUGCCGGCGGCGGCGGUGGCGCAGGCUGUGGCGAGAUUCUUGGAGCCCGGUGGGACGGGGGAGGCGGCGAGGGGCCGAGCGCUGGAGCUCGCCGUGAAGGCUCGCGCGGCCGUGUUGGACGGCGGGUCGUCGUCCUGUGAUCUGCGCAGGCUUAUCGACGAUCUGAUGGGGACAAGGGAGGCCGUCGCCGGCGGCGACACUAGUACGUCGCGCUCUGCUGAGAUCUAGCGUCAUCGUGGCAUUUCCCUGUGACCCCGUGCUUCAAUCCGUUUCUAAAUCCUGUAACACCGACCGCUUAAUCUGUUCUGUAUUUCCAUUUCCCUGCUA
Molecule: messenger RNA, 2116 nt
Organism: Triticum urartu
Lineage: Eukaryota; Viridiplantae; Streptophyta; Magnoliopsida; Poales; Poaceae
Product: scopoletin glucosyltransferase
Molecular function (GO): UDP-glucosyltransferase activity
Source: RefSeq, a predicted model, not a curated record